ACUAUCGUUAGCUGCAUCGGAAUAUUUAAAAAUGGAUUCAAAAUACUUGCUGACCAAAAACUCUGAGAUCGGGUUUAAUUCGACGAAUUUUGCAACUAAGCGGAAAGCUGAAACAGUCAAUUUGGAUAUGCACGUUAAAAAUAAAUUUAAUUACACUCUUUCAACGUCUCGAAAUAUACCACCAGCUAGUAAAAGAAAUUGCAUUGGACAACAAAGUAAAUCGCUACCAGUGUUCAACUGCCGGCAAAGAAUAUUAAAGGAGAUUGAAAUAAACGACACUGUGUUAAUAAUGAGUGAAACAGGAUCAGGAAAAACAACACAAAUUCCACAGUUUCUUCUACAUGCAGGGUAUGCCAAGAGUUCCAUGAUCUGUAUUACUCAGCCUCGUCGAGUAGCAGCAAUAACAGUUGCAAGACGCGUUGCGCAGGAGCUGUCCAGCAAUAUUGGCGAUAUUGUAGGAUAUACAGUUCGAUUCGAGGAUGUUACCACGAAGAAUACAAAAAUUCGUUAUCUGACAGAUGGUGUAUUAUUACGAGAGUCUAUAGAAGACCGCCUUUUGCUUAAAUAUUCUGUGAUUAUUCUCGAUGAAGCUCAUGAAAGAACUGUAAAUGCCGACUUACUAUUUGGAAUAGUAAAAGAAGCUCAAAAAGAAAGAAGUAGAAAAAAUAUACCCAAUUUAAAAGUGGUGAUUACUUCUGCGACGAUGGAUAUUGAUCAUUUUGGAAAAUAUUUCAAGUGUAAGGGAUUGUAUUUGGAAGGAAGAACGCAUCCCGUCCGUGUGAUGCAUGCCAAGGAGCCACAUGAUGACUAUGUCCACGCGAUACUGGUUACGCUGUUUCAUAUUCAUCGCACUGAACCAAUCAACCAUGACGUUUUAAUCUUCUUAACUGGGCAAGACGAAAUUGAAUCAUUAGCUCAGCAAAUUCGAAAGCUUGCAAAGAUAAAUACAAAUGGACCCACUAAUAUUCGUGUUUAUACACUGUACGCGCAAUUAUCACACAGCAUGCAGCUGGAAUGCUUUUUACCGGGCCCAUCAAACAUGCGGAAAGUUGUUUUGGCCACAAAUAUAGCUGAAACGUCGAUUACCAUACCUGGCAUACGCUGCGUCAUCGAUUGUGGAUUUGUAAAAGAAAAAUUUUUUAAUUCCGUUGAUGGAAUUGAUAUUUUAAAGGCAGUUCGAAUAUCACGGGCACAAGCAUGGCAACGGACUGGUCGGGCAGGUCGUGAUGCACCUGGAGUGUGCUACCGGGCAUAUACAAAAAGUGAAAUGGAUUCUUUUCUGAGCUCGACUCAGCCGGAAAUUCUUAGAGCAAACCCAACAUCAACAGUGCUGCAGCUUUUGGCUAUGGACAUAGAUUGCAAUAAUUUUGAUUUCUUAGACGCUCCACUAGAUGAAGCCCUGAUAAGUGCAUAUAGAAGUUUGGAUGGUCUUGGGGCUAUUGAAUAUGGACCUAUAUCACACAUUACGCCUCUAGGUCGUUUAAUGUCCCAGUAUCCAUUAGAUCCCAAGUAUUCCAAAUUAUUAACAUCUGCUUCAAAGUUCGGCUGUAUGGAGGAAAUAUUACGUCUGGUUUCGGUCCUUUCGAGUGAUAAUAUCUUUGUUUCAAGCAACGAUAAAAACGAAUUGGCCACACUUGCACAUGCCAAAUUUCACUCCAAGCAUGGAGAUCAUUUAACGCUGCUAAAUGUUUAUAAUUUAUUUAUAAAGGCAGAAAAGCCGAAGGUGUGGUGUCAUGAUAAUUUUUUAAAUUAUCGCUGCCUAAUAUACGCCCGUAACGUUUGUCGCCAAUUGUCAGAAAUAAGCCUGCGAUUGGGCCUGACUAUAAACAGCUCCGAAAAUAUUGAAUCGUUUAAAAAAUGUCUUUUGAGCGGAUUUUUCGAGAAUGUUGCUAUAUUGCAAAAGGACGGUUCUUAUUUGACUUGUUCCGGACAUCUUAAGGCUAAAAUGCAUCCUUCAAGUGUCUUUCACCUAAAGUACAAACCAAAAUGUAUAUUGUUUACUCAAAUGGUUCAGACGGAUAGUAACUUUCUUCGGCAGGUCACAGAUGUAUUUAUAGACUGGGCUAAAGAAGUGGUACCUUGUCUUAAAAAUGGUAUAAAAUAAAAUACAAAAUUUAUACAUUUUUUCCUAGUCGAGAACAUAUUCUGUUAAUGGUCAAUUAUUCUGAAGUAAUUAUUAUUUUUUUGUUGUUGUUCAAUAUGUUAAUAAAAAGAAAGGACUGAAGGAAGGAAGCUAAAACCGUUCGGUAAACGCCAGCGUCGUCUAUAUUGAAUAUUUCAACGUCUGUGUAAAAGAUGUGUUAGCUGAAAUAUAGAGUCUCGUGGUUCAUGAAUAAGGAUACAAGAACGGGUUAUCUUUAUUGAUCUUAAAUUUUCAGAGUUACGCAAUAUCCUGGAGCGAGGUCGAGGAUCUUAUUUCUGGGUCGUCUACGGGGCCGCACGGGCCUGAUUUUCCAGUAUUCUCGUACUUGUUUACUAAUGUCCUAGGACUAGUCUAUCUAUAAACUGUCUUCUAAAUUUUCAACGCUUUUCUCACUUCGAGCUACCGGCCAGGGGUCCGCCAGUUGGCCUUGUACUACUGCGUUUUGUUCAUCUAGUGUUUGUUCCUCUGGCGCCACUAUGUUCCAAGUAGAUACGAUCAAUCUUUAUGAUUCAUUUUUAUACGUCAAUCGAAUUUUUCCCGACACGUUCAUUUCAUAGGGACAGAAGACCGAGAUUCUAUUUUUGAGCUGCUGUGCUGCUCUUUGCAGCGCGCUGCGUCGACCUCCAUUCCUAAGUAGUGCUAGACGCUGCAGGUCCAUACUUCACGUGUAGUUCCUCUCGAGUUUUUUUCACAAAAAUGUGUGCUUUAAACUAUUAACAAGCUUUAAAGUCGUGCCAGUCCCGGUACUCAGUUUGUUUAUGUAUAUGCAAUGCUAUGAGCUGUAUCGUCACGAGAAUUCUUAAUUUCUUAAUUCUGGCUGUAAUGAUUCGAUUUUAUUUAACCAAGAAUAUAUGGACUUUAGGUCGUCGGUCGUCGUUUCUUCUGGCUGUGUAUCAUAUUUUUAAUAACGAUCUGAAAGUUCCAACUACCAUGCCUGCAACAUAAAUUGUCUCUGUGCUGAGUAAAAACCCCUGUCGCAUAGUGUUAUCUUCAUAA
Molecule: messenger RNA, 3139 nt
Organism: Drosophila persimilis
Lineage: Eukaryota; Metazoa; Arthropoda; Insecta; Diptera; Drosophilidae
Gene: ath
Product: ATP-dependent RNA helicase DHX33
Exons: 4
Coding region: 32-2104 (690 amino acids)
Biological process (GO): positive regulation of transcription by RNA polymerase I
Cellular component (GO): nucleolus; intracellular anatomical structure
Molecular function (GO): RNA binding; ATP binding
Source: RefSeq, a predicted model, not a curated record